Molecule: messenger RNA, 1719 nt
Organism: Cottoperca gobio
Lineage: Eukaryota; Metazoa; Chordata; Actinopteri; Perciformes; Bovichtidae
Product: sesquipedalian-1
Exons: 3
Coding region: 262-1164 (300 amino acids)
Biological process (GO): retrograde transport, endosome to Golgi; receptor recycling; endosome organization
Cellular component (GO): recycling endosome; trans-Golgi network; early endosome
Source: RefSeq, a predicted model, not a curated record
UGUGCCCAGCCGGUCGGUCACGUGACGAAGGAUAAAGGAAAGAAAGUAGGAAGAGAGAUAAAGGGAACAAAUAGACAACGCGGGGAGAAUAUCUGCCUGGUCUUUAUCUCCAGCCUUCAUUUGGAGACAGAACAACACAAAAAAAGAUGGAGACAUGUUAAGUUAUUAGCUCCAGAUGUGAUGGGAGGACAGUGGUGGACGUCAGCGGGAUAUGAGAUAAAUACGUAAAUAAAAAAAUCCGGAAAAGGAGGAGGGAAGAAGAUGAAGCUGAAUGAACGCAGCGUGGCUCACUACGCCACCUGCGACUCCCCACCAGACAAGACAGGCUUCCUAUUUAAAAAGGGUGAGCGCAACACAGCGUAUCAUCGGCGCUGGUUUGUGCUGAAGGGAAACAUGCUUUUCUACUUUGAGGAGCGCGACAGCCGAGAGCCCAUCGGUGUCAUCGUCCUUGAAGGGUGCACCGUGGAGCUGUGCGAGUCAGCCGAGGAGUUCGCCUUCGCCGUCAAGUUUGACUGUGCCAAAGCGCGGGUGUACAAGAUGGCUGCCGAGAACCAAGCAGCCAUGGAGUCGUGGGUAAAAGCAUUGUCAAGGGCCAGCUUUGACUACAUGAGGCUGGUGGUGAAGGAGCUGGAGAGGCAGUUAGAGGAGAUCCAGGAGGCUGCAGGAGGCGACUCUGUCUGGACUGGAGUUGGAGGCCUGCAGGGCAGGCCUAAGUCCUCCAGGCGAAACCAGGUGGCACGGUCCAGGUCUGGAGCAUCCUCUUCUUCAUCAUCUUCAUCUUCCUUAUCAUCAUCAUCAUCAAGUGCCACUCCCAUGACAGGAGCUUUCCCUGCCCAGAAAAGCCUCCAGGAUGAGGCGCAGAUCAUCUCCGAUUGUCCCAAAGAGAAUGGAGUUGCGUGGAGUAAACCACCAGCUGCCUUGGCCAAUGGUUUUGGUGAGGGAGCGUCCUCCUGUGUGGCCUGGGAAGCCUGCGCAGACUCUGGGAAUAACACUGUGAUUGGUUAUGGGGCUGAUGGGGCGAGGGCUCCACCAGUGCCACGCAGGAGACGAGGAGCAUCUCUGGAAAGCCCCGUCUCCCCUGGCACUGGCUGCUUCUCCAAACUCCAUGACUGGUACGGCAGAGAGGUGGAGGAACUGAGAGUGCAGUGGCUGCAGAGCCAGUAAAAUAAUGGAGUCGGAUUAUCUCUUUUUACGCACUUUUAUCAUUCCUUCCUGAUCAUUCUGCAAUGUUCCACCCUUCUGAACCCAACAGACGGGAGACAAAACUGAGACUUAUUUGCAAAUCGAAAAAGACAAAUACAUUUUUUAGAUUGAUUCCAGAUCUUGUCUGGCACAGGGGAAUCAAUCUGUCUUAAACAUCAACACUAUCCAUUGUACAAUCCAAGACAUUUUUAGAACACAAGAUUUCCUCUUUUCCACAGUUUUAAGUGUAAUUUGCAAAGUAGAAUUACAAAUGAUAAGAAUACACCACUUGAAAAGUUAAACAUUUAAUCAAAGCAUCAGCUUUUUUAACAAGAUGCUAAAAAGUUUGGUCUUGUAGUGCAUACAAUUCAUAAAUGUGCUGUUCUAUUAUUACAUUGCCAAUUUUCUAAAUGUCUUAACCCCUAAAGGCCCUGUCACACAUAUCCGUAUGACAGAAACGUAUGCCGGCGCAUACGAAACUUCAUCAGAAUCCAAAUACGUCCAACUUUCGGAUCGGAAAAGUGAACAUAUACAGAU